Molecule: messenger RNA, 1461 nt
Organism: Diaporthe citri
Lineage: Eukaryota; Fungi; Ascomycota; Sordariomycetes; Diaporthales; Diaporthaceae
Exons: 2
Coding region: 1-1461 (486 amino acids)
Molecular function (GO): protein binding
Source: RefSeq, a predicted model, not a curated record
AUGUUUUUCACCGGCACACUCCAGGAGGGCAUCUCCAAGGCUCUUCAAGAAGCCAAACUUGUGGUGUGCUUCGUGACAGAUGACGAGGAGGAGAGCAAGACCUGGGAGAAUGAGUUCCUCACCGACGAGGCCGUGGCACCAUUGCUAGAGAAGGACGCCGUGUCCCUGCGGCUCCAAGCUGGCUCCCAGGAGGCAGGCUACCUGGCUGCCAUCUUCCCCUUGCCCAAGAACCCGACCCUGGUUAUCAUCAAGAACGGCGAGUUGAAGGAGUACAUCUCUGCAGGCACGUCUAGGGAGGAGUUCGUGAGGCGGGUCAGCGGGGCUUUCCAGGCACAGGCGGCCGGUGCUACCCCGGCUGCGCAAUCAAGCAGCGCCCCUGCUGCCGCCACCGUCGUGGCUUCGGAGGCGCCGUCGUCGGAAUCCCAGACCCCGGGCGAGAACACACCAGCGUCGUCAAGCACCCCUUCGUCAUCAGAGCAGCAAGCCCAGCCCUCCAUAGCCGCCAUCACCCAGGAAGCCGAGGUGCGCCGGCAGGCAGCCCGCAAGGAGCGAGAGGCACUGGAGAAGCGCCGCAGAGAGAAGGAGGCGGAGGAGCAGGCCCAGGACCCGGCGAAGUCGAAGCAGAACGACGCCAAGAAGAAGGCGGCCCAGCAGCUCGCAGAGCGCCAGCGCCAGGCGCGCGAGGACAGGGCGAGGGUGCUGAAGCGCAUCGAGGACGACAGGGCGGAGCGCAAGGCACGCGACGAGAACAACCGCGUGGCAAGGGAGAUGGAGCGUAGGGCCGCCGCGGGCGAGGACGUCGAGGAGGUCACCGCCGCCGCCGGAGAGCCCGCGCCGACCGGCAUGUCGCGGCGGCAGCACGACCAGUGCGCCCUGCAGGCGCGCCUGUUCGACGGCUCGACGAUCCGCACUCGGCUGCCGGCGAAGGCCACCCUCGCUCAGGACGUGAGGAAGUGGAUCGACGAGACCCGCACGGAUGGGAAGGACCCUUACUCUUUUAAGGUCAUCCUCACGCCGCUGCCGAACCGCUCCAUCGAUCCCGCCACGGAGGAGAACCAGACGCUCGAGGAGCUGGGCCUCACCCCGAGCUCGACGCUGGUCCUUGCGCCCGUGGACCGGCCCCUGCCAGCGUACCCAAGCAUCAACGCUGGCUUGUACAACCCGGUGUCGCACCUGAUUGCGGCGGUACUGGCGUUCAUCGGAGGAAUCCUGGGAAGUAUCACUGGCGCGGUGACAGGCUCGGGGAGCGGGGGAAACAACGCGAACAGUGGGGCCGGACAGCAGGCUGCGCCAGAGCAGCAAGACCGGAAUCAGGGGCAGACUACAGGGCGGGAUGGGGCCAGUGCGAGUCGGAUCAAGGGAUUCCAGAACCCGGAUGACCGCAAGAGGGACCAACAGCUUUACAACGGGAACUCGCUGAACUUCGAGCCGAGGAAGGACGAGGAUGACAAGGACAAGUAG